UGGAGCGGAGGCUAAGAGCAGCGUCCACCGCAUCCUCUACCUCCACUGCGCCAUCGCCAAGUUGGACGGACCACCUCGCUGCAGUCAGGUGCGACACCACCUCUUUACCCUUUUCACACGACAAGCCUCCUCACCCACUAUCAGGCCAAAGACCUUUUCAUUUGAACAGACAACGAGUACUGGCUGUGGUGAGAGAAAUGCAAGUAUCUCUGGCAGUGGCCUGCUGAGACAGAUAUUUUCAAUGUCAACUCAAAGAAACCUCUCAUCACUACCAGACCCUACUGUCAGAGAACAUAGUGUCUUGCGUCGACUGAUAUCCACUUCUUCUGUCAGGUCAGUAUCAGAGACAGAUCGCCCACAACUACAUCGUCUUGCAUCUACAACGUCAGAUUGUAGUGACGACUUUGCUGACGAUGAUGAUGCAAUGGAGAGUGCAGAAUGGGGUACAUCACAGUCUCAGGAGGAGAGGGAGUACGGGGAGAUAGAGAGAGUGAUCUACCUGAGGUACCUGAGAGCUUGUGGGGUGAUGCUGGGGCUGGGUUACCUGGCGACUACAGUGUCCUGGCAGGGACUGCGAGUUGUCACAGACUACUGGCUCUCCUUGUGGACAGAGGACAGGCGCAGUCAAGUGUCCAAGGCUCUCUAUUACCUGACAGUGUAUGGGGUGCUAUCUGUAGCUUCCAUCGUCCUAUCCCUCAUCACCAAUGGUCUAGGCCAGUACUGUGGUGCCAAGGCCAGGCGGAGACUCCAUGACACCAUGCUCAGAACCCUUCUCAACUGUCCAGUCAGGUUCUUCGAGACCACACCCCUUGGCAGGAUCAUGAACAGGUUCUCUACAGACCUUGGGAUCAUUGAUAAAGGUAACAAAAUAGCAACAUCGCUCCAAAGACUGCUUCAGUUCCUGCUGUUAUGUUUCUCAGCAGUCCUUGUCAACUGUAUAGUGACUCCUUGGUUCAUAGCGCUAGCAGCACCUAUUUGUCUGGUCUACUACAUGGUGCAGAAAUUCUACAGGUGUUCUACCAGAGAGCUCCAGAGGCUAGACAGUAUGUCCAGAUCCCCCAUCUUGUCCCACUUCUCUGAGACACUCUCCGGACUGGAGACAAUACGAGCAUUUGGGCAGCAGCAACGUUUCACCACAGCACUCUUCCACAAGCUGGACACUCAUACCAACGCCUUCUUGAUCAUUAACUCCUGCAACCGCUGGCUUGGUAUUGCUCUGGACUACUUGGGUGGCCUGAUAGUCUUUGUCGCUAUGGUGGUGUCGCUGGUGUCUGCAGCGUUAUGGCCAGAACUGGUCAGCCCCUCACUGGUUGGUUUGGCGAUCAAUUACACUCUACUGGUUCCUAUAUACCUCAACUGGGUGGUUAAGUUCCUAGCUGACAUGGAGAUGUAUAUGGGUUCUGUUGAGAGAGUCACUCAGUACGCCAGUGCACCCAGUGAAGACUACCGACUUUGCGGUUAUGUGCCUCCUCUCUGGCCAAAAAAUGGAGACAUCAAGUUUCAGAAAGUCACUCUCCAAUAUGAUACAAACCGAGAACCAGUAAUAGUCAAUCUUGACUUACAUAUUCCUGCUGGCCAGAAGAUCGGGAUCUGCGGUCGCACAGGUAGUGGCAAGUCCUCCCUGGUGAUGUCUCUGUUCAACAUGGUGUCUGUGAGCGAGGGCAAGAUACUGAUCGAUGAUGUUGACAUCACAACGAUUCCGCUGAAGAUCAUGAGGUCAAGACUGUCUGUGAUUCCUCAGGAUGUCAUUAUGUUCAGUGGCACCAUUAGAGAGAACUUAGAUCUGAGAGGUGAAUUUUCUGACACAGACCUUUGGGAGUGUCUAGAAAUAGCUCAGAUGAAAGAAGUGGUAGCUACACAACUCGGAGGUUUAGAUGGACAGGUGCGAGAGGGAGGGGAAAACCUGAGUUGUGGACAACGGCAGCUGCUGUGCCUUGCUCGUGCGAUAUUACACCGCGCUGCUCUCCUUGUCAUGGAUGAGGCCACUAGUUCACUGGACUCAGUCACUGAGCAGAAGCUGCUACAAGUGGCAGCUCAAGCGUUUGCUAAUAGGACGGUCAUCACUAUUGCUCACAGACUAUCCAGUCUGCUCAGCUGUGAUCGUGUGUUGGUUCUGGAUUCUGGUCGGGUGGUGGAAGAUGGAAGCCCAUCACAACUUCUUGCACAAAAGUUGGGCAUUUUUUUCCUCCAUGUUGCGAGCAGGACAGGAUUCAACGUGACAUACUUGUAAAUAAUAUUUCUAGUCAUCCUCUUGAAAGAUCUUUUUAUUAAGAAUAAGGUGUACUAUUUUAUAACCACAUUGUGAUUUGUAGACAUUAAUUUUUC
Homalodisca vitripennis (glassy-winged sharpshooter) is the source of this 2325-nucleotide messenger RNA. Its product is annotated as ATP-binding cassette sub-family C member Sur-like. Gene Ontology annotation, biological process: transmembrane transport. Gene Ontology annotation, molecular function: ATP hydrolysis activity; ATP binding; ABC-type transporter activity. The record is from RefSeq and is a predicted model, not a curated record. Gene Ontology annotation, cellular component: membrane. NCBI's taxonomy places the organism in Eukaryota, Metazoa, Arthropoda, Insecta, Hemiptera, Cicadellidae.